Molecule: messenger RNA, 693 nt
Organism: Lasiodiplodia theobromae
Lineage: Eukaryota; Fungi; Ascomycota; Dothideomycetes; Botryosphaeriales; Botryosphaeriaceae
Product: NEK protein kinase
Exons: 3
Coding region: 1-693 (230 amino acids)
Biological process (GO): protein phosphorylation
Molecular function (GO): protein kinase activity; ATP binding
Source: RefSeq, a predicted model, not a curated record
AUGGUCGAGUCGUUCGCAAACAUGGAUACCAUGAUGGGGGCUAUCAUAGUAGAGUACCACAUGGCGGGCGACCUGUCGCAACUCAUCACAGAAUCCCAAAAGGAAAUCGGCACCGAAGCCGUGAAGAACAUCUUCAAGGACCUCGCUGCCGCCCUUGCCUACUGCCAUUACGGCAUCCGCGCCCCCGACAGCCCUCUCCCCAACUGGGAUGCCGUCAUCCACAAAGACAUAAGGCUCGAGAACAUCUUCCUCAGCCCUGACAACAACGCACCGGGCGGCCUUAUCUCGAUUCUCGGAGAUUUCGGUUCAUCCACCAACGAAGCCGCCGAGGCGCAGCUGCGCCGGCAGCCACGGGGCGCCAUCCGCCCCGGGGGCGACCCAGACUGGCUACCGCCAGAGGCGCCGCGCCUCACCGCGAAGAGCGACGUCUGGGGGCUGGCGACCGUCAUGGCGUGCGUGUGCCAGCGCGUCGCGCAGCCGCGAGAGCUUCGGAAAACGCUCGGGAACUACCACGUCGGCGGCGACGACGGCCGUUCCCACUAUGAGAUCCAUGCGCGGUACGGUCGGCGGUUUGGAGAGAUCGUGAGGGAGAUGGAGAGGGAGGAUGUGGGGCGGAGGUGGGAUAGCAGGAAGGUGUUUCAGGAGGUUGAGGUUGGCGUGGUGUAUACGCCGUGGCAGGAGCCGGGGUAUUAG